Messenger RNA from Cinclus cinclus, 2512 nucleotides. RefSeq names its product synaptotagmin like 5 (gene SYTL5). Gene Ontology annotation, cellular component: exocytic vesicle; plasma membrane. Bases 239 to 2512 code for a protein of 757 amino acids. The transcript is spliced from 17 exons. The record is from RefSeq and is a predicted model, not a curated record. Gene Ontology annotation, molecular function: phospholipid binding; small GTPase binding; neurexin family protein binding. Gene Ontology annotation, biological process: exocytosis; intracellular protein transport. Lineage: Eukaryota; Metazoa; Chordata; Aves; Passeriformes; Cinclidae.
CAGGAAAAUGACUGCCUUUCCCAAGGAAGAAACAAAGGAGAAACCUGCAUUUCUUGCGUAGCUGGAAGGAAAAGCAAUACGAUCUUGCCACCCAGUAAAUUUUAAAGGAGCGUUUUUCAAAAUACCUCUUGACUGUGCAGAUCUUGUAACUCUGACACCAGCGUGCCUUUGGACUCGUGCAAAUAAAUCAUUAUUGAUUGGGCAAAGUGGACAUUGAUAGAGUGACUGUUGAAGGAUCAUGACAAAGCACUCGGAGAUCAUCAAUUUGUCAUUUUUGUUGGAACAUGAAAGGGAAACAAUAUUGGGAGUAUUGAAGAGAGAUGAGUACUUGAAAAGAGUUGAAGAUAAAAGAAUAAGGAAAUUGAAAAAUGAGCUCCUGGAAGUAAGAAGGAAAGGUGGAAGCCGCCACUCUGACCAGGACAACAGCAGGGUCUGUGUUCGCUGCCAGAAAAGCCUGGGCUUCAUCUUUGACAGGGGAGACCUGUGCCAGAGCUGCCAGCUCCGAGUGUGCAGCUCGUGCCGUGUGCUGGGAGCUGAUGGGCAGUGGAAGUGCUCGGUGUGUGCCAAGAUUGCAGAGCUACGGAUAGUGACAGGAGAAUGGUUUUUUGAAGAGAGAGCAAAGCGUUUCAAACAGUCAAAUCUUGGAACUGAUGUUGUCAGACAGUCAAUCCUUCACAAAUUCCCAGACACAGUUUCCAAUGCAGAUGAUGAAAGAACAUUCAAAGAUCAACCCCAAGAGAAUGAAGAAAAAAAGCCAGAUGUACCAGUCUGCUCCACAAAUGGGCACAAAUCUGUCUUUAGCAGACCCAGAAAGAUUGGGAGGGUUAUCAGGGCAGUUACCAAAGGAGAAAUUACAUAUGGAAAAGAUGAAGGUGAAAGGAACAGAGGCUCAGAGGCUGAAAGUCUGCGUGGUGGCAAAUCAGCUCCAUGCUCUGAGAGAGGCAGCACGCUUUCCCUGGGCAGCAGCGGUGCAGGGGCUGCUGCAGGACAUGCAAGGGGCAGAGGCAGUGCUCCCAAGGCUUCCCUGCCACGCUCUCCGGCGCUCAGCACACGCAGCAUGACCGCGGGCUGCAGCGGGGACACUGGCUUGGAAAACGGCAUGAUUAUCCCAGCAAGUGAAAGUGUACCUGAAGAUUUAGUAAAGAAGCAUUGCAGGAAACCAUCUGGAACACCUUCCAUUGCAGUUUCUAGGGUAUCUUUGUCAUCAGACCGUAGCCAAUCUGAGAUAGAUUUGAGUGAAUCUUUCUCUGAAGGAAAUGAGGAUACCCUGAGCAUAAGAAGCAAAUCUGUACCAAGUGCCUUAGAUCAGGAAUGGGGCUAUCUGGAUGAAACAGAAGAAGAUAUUGAUGACAUAGUGGCCUCUUGUUAUCCAAGAAAACAUGAACAUAUGACAAGUGGAUUAACAAACUCCCCAGAAGGCUCUGACAGAAAAUGGACAUAUUUAAAUGUUCCUGAAGCAGAUGGUGAUACUACGAGCAUUAACAGCAUGAUGAGUGUGUAUAGUGAAACUGGUGACUAUGGCAACGUGAAGGUCAGCGGUGAAAUCCUCCUCAAUAUCAACUACAUCUACAAAACAGGUGCCCUCAACAUCCUGGUGAAGAGCUGCAGGAACCUGGCCAUUGCAGAUGAGAGGAAGCAAAGGACUGACCCAUAUGUCAAAGCCUACCUUCUGCCUGAUAAAUCCCGCCAAAGUAAGCGCAAGACCAAAAUUAAAAGUAACAGCACCAACCCAGAAUUUAAUGAGACACUGAAGUAUGUCAUCAGUCACUCACAGCUGGAAACCAGAACCCUGCAGCUUUCUGUCUGGCACUAUGACAGGUUUGGACGCAACAGCUUCCUUGGGGAAGUGGAAAUUCCAUUUGAUUCCUGGAACUUUGAAAAUCAGGGUGAUGAGUGGUUUGUGCUCCAGCCCAAGGUGGAGGUUGUGACAGAUUUUGGGCUUCAAUACAAAGGAGAACUGACAGUGGUUUUACGUUAUAUUCCCCCAGACAGAAGCCUAAUGCUUCCUCUGGGGCAGUUUCAAGGGAAGAGAGGAUUCAAAAAAGGAAAAAAAGGAGAUUCUCAUCUGCCAUCUGGAGGCAUAUUAGAAGUCCUUAUCAAAGAAGCAAAGAAUUUAACAGCAGUGAAAUCAGGAGGCACAUCUGAUACUUUUGUGAAAGGAUAUCUGCUCCCAGAUGACAGCAAAGCUACAAAACACAAAACUCCCAUAGUCAAAAAGAGUGUGAACCCCCAGUGGAAUCACAUCUUUGCCUUCAGUGGCUUGAACUCAAGGGACAUACGGAAUGUCUGCCUGGAACUGACUGUGUGGGACAAGGAGUCACUCUCCAGUAAUAUUUUUUUGGGAGGUGUCCGUUUGAGCACUGGAAAUGGUGUAAGCAAUGGCAAGGAGGUUGACUGGAUGGACUCUCAAGGGGAAGAGCAGCACCUCUGGCAGAAGAUGAUUGACAGUCCAGGAGUUGCAGUGGAAGGGGUGUUAAUGCUGAGAUCCAGCAUGGGAAAACGCAGACUCUGA